GCAUUCGGGCCUUGCUGCAGGUUGGGCUGUAGAUUUUGUUGAACAAGUCGCGGAAUAUGGCUUCUCCCAGUGUAACUACUGAGAGGAAAAAAUUGGCUGACCUGCGGGUUAUUGAUUUCAAAACUUUACUCAAGCAGAGAAAUCUGGACGUUACAGGUGUGAAAACUGUUCUGAUGGCCAGGCUGAAGCAGGCAAUUGAAGAUGAAGGUGGUGAUCCUGAUAGUAUAGAAGUACCUGUCAGCUCUGAUUCAAAGAGAGCAUCCAAGACCAAAGGUAAGAAGCAGGAUGCAGAGGAAUCUGGCUGUGAAGCAUCAAUGGAAGAAGAUUCUAUCAAGGAUAAUGAUUUAGAGACUCAAGAUGCAAGUGAUCAAGAGGAGAUGAAGGACUCGGAAGAAAAUGAUGACGAAAUACAGAAGUCCACAGAUGUAUUGAAAAGCAGAGGAUUGAAUCAGAAAUUCAUAUCUGAAGACACAGAGGGAGAUAAGGAUGAACACCUGGUAGCGGAAGAGGAUGAAAGUAAAGAUAUAGCAGGUUCUGGUGAUGUUUCACAAGAAGUAUCUAAACCUCUCCAAUCAGAAGGAAACAGAUCAGAAAAGAGAGAAUUGAAAACUAGCACUUCCUCGAAAGAAGCAGAUGACGAUAAUGUUUCGGUCACAAUCCAGGCUGAAGAUGCUAUUACGAUCGAUUGUGAUGGUGAUGACCUCCUAGAAACAGGUAAACAUGUGAAACUUGCAGAUUCUGAGACAAGCAAGCCAAAGGAUCCACAGGGUACGAAUGACUCAAAAGAUGGCCUUGAAGAAAAGAAAAAUGAUGGAUUGGCUGAGAACCAAAAAGAUAAGAAGGAGGUCAGCACAUCAGGAGAUGCAGCUAAGAAGGAAACCAGAGAUGGUGCUAAGAAAGCUGAAUCUGGAGACAGCAAAGACAAGGAUUCUCAGAAGAAAGGGUCCUCCUCUGCAGGGGCCUCUGGUCAAGCAAAGAGUUCCUCCAAGGACUCUAAAGAAAACAAGACAUCUAAAGAAGAUAAAGGUAGUAGUAGUGGCACAAGUGGAAGUUCAACUAGAAAUCUUUGGGUUAGUGGCCUUUCCUCAAAUACAAAAGCAGCCGAUCUAAAGAACCUGUUUGGGAAACAUGGGAAGGUUCUUAGUGCUAAAGUCGUAACUAAUGCGCGAACACCAGGAGCGAAAUGCUAUGGAAUUGUAACAAUGUCCUCCAGUGCUGAUGUGGCAAGAUGCAUCUCUCAUCUUCAUCGUACUGAGUUGCAUGGUCAGCAAAUCUCUGUAGAAAAGGUGAAAAAUGAUCCUUCAAAAAGGGAUAUUAAGAAGGAAGGAGAUGAAAAGUCAGGGGAGAGAAAAUCUUCAGGAGGGGAUAAAAGCAAGACACAGAGCUCUGUCAAAAAAGAGGACAAAAAGUCUGAUAAGGCAGAUAAAAAAGAUAGCAAAGAUUCAAAAAAAGACAAAGAUAAGAGUGAUGGGAGUGGCGAUACCACUCAGAAUUCUAGGAAGAGGGAAGACAAGAAACGGAUGAGUGGCAGAAGUCCAGGACAAAUGGUGGUCAUAGAUCAAACAAAAGGGGACCAGUUUUACAUGAGACAACCAUUAAGAAGAGGACGAUUUGUAAGAAACAGAGAAAGGCCAUUUCAAAACAGGAUGAAGUUCAGAGAAUUCAGAGACAGAAAACCUAUGCCAUUUGAUAAAAUGAAAGCUCAUAAAUUCCGGGAACAUGCAGAACGUUUGGAACGUAUUCGGCGAGCAGUAGAAUUGAGAAGGCGUAGAGAAAUGGCUGAAAGAGAACGUCGUGAACGAGAACGUAUCCGUGUACUACGUGAACGUGAAGAACUUGAUCGUCUACAGAGAGAAAGGGAGCGUCUAGAGAUAGAAAGACAAAAACUGGAAAGAGAGAGAAUGGAACGGGAGCGUCUUGAAAGAGAGAGGAUUCGUAUUGAACAGGAAAGGCGAAAAGAAGCUGAGCGUAUUGCUCGUGAAAGAGAAGAAUUGCGUAGACAACAAGAGCAACUUCGUUUUGAACAGGAGAAAAGGAAUUCUCUAAAGCGCCCACGUGAUGUUGAUCACAGACGAGAUGAACCUUUCUGGAAUGAGAAGAAGAUGGCGGUUGAUACAGACUCUCGGUUCAGUCAUGGAUCUGACUUUAACCGCCAGCCUACCAGAUUCAAUGAUUUUGAUCAUAGAGACAGAAAUCGGUAUCCUGAGAAUUCUUCAGUAUCCUCAUUUGAAAGGCGUGACCGCUUUGUUAAUCAGGGUGAUGGUAAAAAGGGCCGUUCAACUGGACUUGAUAGCUUUAAUAAGACCUUUAAUGAUGGCCGACGAAAUGAAACUGCUCAACCAAGGAAUGAACUCAGGGAUACCGAUAGGAGGGAUAGGGAUGAAAGAAGAACGGUGGCUAUUGAAAGAACAGGAUCGAAUCGAAAUGAAAACCAAGGUCAUGAAAGGGGAAGGAUAAGCAAUCCAGAUACCCAACAUGGAAGGCACCAGAGGGAUCCUGGAGCUAAUCAAGCAAGAGCAACCAACUGGAAGGGGGAAGGAGGAAUGCCUUCAGAGAAGAGAGAUGCAAGAGGUGCAAGGGCAGAUAGGCCAGGAAGAGAAGGAGCUGUGCGCUCAUCGCGAGGGGAUCAUGUAAAUCUUCCAUCAGGAUACGGUGGCAGGGAUGGGGAUCGUUCAGUUAUUGUGGCUGGCAGAGGAAGUGGUGGUCAACCGUUUAAUGAAGGAAGACGUGCUGCCAUGGAUCGUCAUGGGCGCGGUGCUGGUGGACCAAGGAAAGACUGGCAUGGGUCAAGCACACAGAACACAGGAUAUGAUAAUAGAAGAAUGCCAGAUGAUCGCAGUGGAGGCAUGAUGCAUUCACAUUCAAGUAAUUCAGCCAUUAACAGACCUGUGCAGAUUCCAGGAGCAUCCAUGCAAAGGGGCAGUGGUGCGGGAUUUAAAACUUUUAAGGGUGGACCUCAGAGAAGAUUUUGAGCUUUCUAUUUUUGGUUUCUGGAUGGCUUAUUAAUUUCUUGUAAAGAUGUCUAAACUGAACAGGACUGAUAAAUAUAUAUAUAUUAUUAUUUUUUUUGUAAUUUUAAUUUUGCUCUACGGCAGAUGCAUUUUAAUGGUUGUGUUGAAUUAUUGAGCUAAUGUCAUACAAAAGCAUCCAUACUCUAAACUGUUUGGAUCCUGUGUUUUAAUUAGCAAACAAUUUCAAAAUAUAGUAGUGCAGGGAUUUUUUUUUAAUGUUAUAUAACAUUAUCUGGUCUCAUUGACAUUUAAACACUUUAAGUACAAAAUGUUUCUGCAUUUCUUAACCAGCAGUGUUUAAUCUUCUAUGUUUGCAAAGUGCUCGUGUUUGUGAAUCCUGGCCGCAAUAUUUUUCAUCAUUUGAUGUACUAUAUACUUUUUAGGUGAAAUUAAUAAAACAUUUUUGUUGUUUUGUU
Molecule: messenger RNA, 3427 nt
Organism: Bombina bombina (fire-bellied toad)
Lineage: Eukaryota; Metazoa; Chordata; Amphibia; Anura; Bombinatoridae
Gene: SLTM
Product: SAFB like transcription modulator
Exons: 20
Coding region: 57-2972 (971 amino acids)
Biological process (GO): regulation of transcription by RNA polymerase II; regulation of mRNA processing
Cellular component (GO): nucleus
Molecular function (GO): sequence-specific DNA binding; RNA binding
Source: RefSeq, a predicted model, not a curated record